GAAUACAGGGUCGACAACCCUGGUCAGAAACUCACAAGCAUGAUUGUUUUCACUGGACGAGAUUAACGAUUCAAAUCCCUAACAUCAACAAAUUUUACAACUUGUCCUUCUCACCCAAAUUCUCACAGCCGCCCGCUACCCACCCUCGGCCUCUCUUCAGAGUUCAGAGCAAACAAUUUUCGCCCUUUUCUAUUUUCUUCAUUCGAGCGUCCCUUCUCCUCCACUGAAAACCUUACUACCCGUUGCACACAAACUCCCCCGCCGCCGUCACCCAACCCCUACGAGAAACCUUUGCCACCGGACGAAACUCGCCACCGCACGCUUCUAUCCACUUCUCCACCGCCGUGCUCUCCGCUUCCCAUUUGCCGCUGCCUGCCCUUCGUAGCAACAGCGCCAGAAAGUGGGACUGUUGGUUUGGGUCGCGUCGAAUUGGGUGAUUGUAAACAGCGACACCUCCAGGAAGAGCUUGCCAGCCACGAUAUGUCACUUCGGGCUCCUCCUUCGUCCACCUCUUCUUCCUGUUCUCUUUUUCCCCUAUGUCCUGGUCUGCAUUCUGCUUCCCGCGCUAGGCUGCCACUUUCCGUCGCCUUUCCUACAAGAAUUGUCCGCUGCAGCCUAUUGCAAGAUCAAGUCUCCGUUAAUGGCGGAGCUGGGUCUAGAGUCUCUGACCGGAAUGAGCUUCGACUUGGCUUGCCUAGCAAAGGACGGAUGGCCGACGACACUCUUGAUCUCCUUAAGGACUGUCAACUAUCUGUCAGAAAGGUUAAUCCUCGACAAUAUGUUGCGGACAUUCCUCAGCUGUCCAACUUGGAAGUCUGGUUCCAGCGACCCAAAGACAUUGUUAGAAAGUUGUUAUCUGGAGAUUUGGACCUUGGAAUUGUGGGCCUUGAUAUAGUCAGUGAAUAUGGCCAGGGAAGUGAAGAUCUUAUCCUUGUUCACGAUUCUCUUAAUUUUGGGGAUUGCCAUUUAUCGAUAGCUAUACCAAAAUAUGGCAUCUUUGAAAACAUAAAUUCCAUGGAUGAGCUGGCUCGAAUGCCUCAGUGGACAGCUGAGAAACCUCUACGAGUUGCAACUGGAUUUACUUAUCUAGGACCUAAGUUUAUGAGGGAAAAGGGACUGAAGCAUGUGGUUUUUUCAACUGCUGAUGGAGCCUUAGAAGCAGCACCAGCGAUGGGUAUAGCUGAUGCAAUUUUAGACCUUGUCAGUAGUGGGACAACCCUCAGGGAAAAUAACCUGAAAGAAAUCGAAGGUGGAGUUGUAUUGGAGAGUCAGACUGUUCUUGUUGCAAGCAAGAAAUCAUUAGUGCACCGGAAAGGCUUGUUGGACACAACACAUGAGAUCAUUGAAAGAUUGGAGGCACAUUUGAGGGCUGUUGGUCAAUUCACGGUGGUUGCAAACAUGAGAGGAAAUAGUCCCGAUGAAGUGGCUGAGCGAGUACUGAGUCAGCCAUCUUUGGCUGGCCUGCAGGGGCCUACUGUAAGUCCAGUUUUCUGCAAACGUGAUGGAGAAGUUGUGGUUGACUAUUAUGCCAUAGUCAUUUGUGUACCAAAGAAGGAAUUGUACAAGUCUGUGCAGCAACUUAGAGCGAUUGGAGGCAGUGGUGUUCUGGUUUCUCCUCUGACUUACAUAUUCGACGAGGAGACCCCUAGAUGGCAGGAACUUCUCGGCAAACUUGGCCUAUAAAAAUCGAUGCUCUCUUUGCUCAGCGUCUCAUCCUCUUCCAGUACAUUUCUGUUCCUUCAGUAACCUGCAGGCUUCCAGACUCCAGGUACACGCACCUUGAUUAAGGCCGGUCUACAAUUAGAGAUGAUUGAGAAGCAUGAAAGAAAAGGAAGGACCCUGCCCUGCAUCAUUGAGCUCCAGCAAGCAAGUGCAUAAGCAAAUUCGGGAAGUAAUUUUUCCGUGUAGUAUUUUUGUGUUGUGAUUUAGUUAUUUAAUGUAGGCAAUGGUCCCAAUUCUGGAUUUUGACCUUGUUUCUGCAUUUCUGGGUUUUGGUUUCUCUUCUCCUUUUAAUUCUUGGGAAAGAGUCAAAGUGCUGAACUUUGUCGUGUGUCGAAUCUGUUGACUUAUCUAGAACUUCAUAGUCCUUCGGUAACUUCAUCGUUAUGUUUUGGUUAUGACGAGGGAUCUUCCACCAUAACUAUG
This is a messenger RNA of Linum tenue, 2145 nucleotides long. The record is from the annotation of a GenBank genome assembly. NCBI's taxonomy places the organism in Eukaryota, Viridiplantae, Streptophyta, Magnoliopsida, Malpighiales, Linaceae.